GCCACUUGCUCCUGGAGGUGGAGGCACACCCCCAAAUCUAGGGCGCAGAAAUUUGGGGACCGGUUUCUGUGCGUUUUUGUUGUUUAUUUGGCAAGAUGGGCGCGUUUCGAGCUCUCCACGCCCUGGGCCUCAGAGCCCAAUAAAGCUGGAGAGUAAGUGGCGUUUGACUUAAUGCUCCUCAGUAGUUCAACCACUCAAAGUGGAAAGGAAGUGGGCUUUCAGCCCCUUUCUGGGAAAAUAAGGCCUCUGCCAUUUCUUUCCUGCUGAAAUCUCUCUUCACCUCAGGCUGACAUGCGGUUCUCCUGAACCCCAGACUCCUAGAGGAGGCUCAGCUGUUCCAAAGAAGGCCUCCACCAGAAAGCCAAAGACGGACACCAAUCUUUGGCCCCACUUAGGUUUGACGAGCCCAAAUACAGUCCCUUCACCUUUGCCUGGGCAGAGGGAAGGGGCUUGGCUACUUCUGCUUUCAAGAGUCAGGCGCAGAGGCCUAAAAUGGAAAUAGCUGAGAAGAAAGGAGCCAAGUCAAAAACAACAUCCAGCUGAAAGAGGUCAGGCCCGAUAAGCAGGCUGACCACAGGCUUGAAAAAGAGGUCAGGCCCCAGGAGCUGAGCUGGGUCAGUGAGGAGUGUUUCUGCCAAGGGAAGACAAUGGCCUGUGAGGUAGAAGAAAUGUCAACGAUUAGGAGUUUUGAAGGAUUCCAGCCUGUGUCUCUGAAGCAAGAGGGAGAUUACCAACCCUCUGAGACUGACCAGCUGUCCACGGAGGAGGGAGACCCAGGCACGGACCCAGAGCCAAGGCAGAUUUCAAGGCAGCCAAGUGCGACCGAAUCAACACUGUACCCCAAUCCUUAUCACCGACCUUUUGUCUCACGGAAGUACUUUGCUACACGGCCGGGGGCCAUUGAGACUGCCAUAGAAGACUUGAAAGGCCACAUAGCCAAGACGUCUGGAGAGACAAUUCAAGGCUUCUGGCUCUUGACAGAGAUAGACCACUGGAACAAUGAGAAGGAGAGGAUUUUGCUGGUCACGGACAAGUCUCUCUUAAUUUGUAAAUAUGACUUUAUCAUGCUCAGCUGUGUGCAGUUGCAAUGGAUUCCCCUGAGCUCUGUCUACCGAAUGUGCCUGGGCAAGUUUGUCUUUCCUGGGAUGUCACUGGACAAGAGACAAGGAGAAGGCCUUAGGAUCUACUGGGGGAGUCUGGAAGAGCAGUCCCUCUUUUCCCGCUGGAACCCGUGGUCCACUGAGGUGCCUUAUGCGACCUUCACUGAGCAUCCCAUGAAAUACACCAGUGAGAAAUUCCUCGAAAUUUGUAAGUUGUCUGGGUUCACGUCUAAGCUUGUUCCAGCUAUCCAGAAUGCCCACAAGAAUUCCACUGGAUCUGGAAGAGGAAAGGGACUGAUGGUGUUAACUGAACCCAUUUUGAUUGAAACCUACAUGGGGCUGAUGUCAUUCAUUGGAAACCGCAACAAACUUGGCUAUUCCCUUGCCCGUGGGAGUAUUGGUUUUUGAGACUCUUUUUGGUGUAUAAGUAUGUCAUCCAUCAAUAUAUCUUUAUUGAAGAUUCUAUUUCAGACCACCAUAUUUUUGGACUGAAACAAUUAAUUACUUUUAAAUAGUGCUACAUGAUGUUGAAUACUUAGUGUCUUAGGAAAUCUAAAAGCUUGAUUAAACUGAUAGAUGCACACCUCAGACCUCAUAUAUGAAUAAUCAAAUUUCCUAAAACCAGAAAAUACAUUCUCUUAAGCUCCUCAAAUAAUGUUGUCAAUGAAUACCUGAUCAUAAACUGAGGGGAGACUCUCUGGGUUCUUAUUCUUCUGUCUUCUAAAUGUAGGCAUUUUCUGGAUCUUGAUCUUGAGCCCUUUGAUUCUGAUUUUUUCUUUUAUUGGGGUCUGACUGUAUUAUUUAGCUACUCUUUUUAUGAGAAUGACUUCCAAAUCCAUAUUUCUAUCCCUGAUAUUUCUUCAAGAUUCAGUUUUGUAUCUCUUUCUGUUGUUCAUAUAUAUCCGUGUUCCAAUGGCCACUCACACUCAGCAUCUUCAAACUCCUGGAGUUCUCUGUGGCAUUUUUAUGGUUCCAGUCAUCGUCCCUGAAAUCCGUCAGUUUUGAUAUAUCUAAAUUCCUUGCCAAAUAAUGUUAUAUGGUAUCUUUCUUAGUCUGUUUAGGCUGUUAUUACAAAAUACCACAGACUGGGUGGCUUAUAAACAACAGAAAUGUAUUUCUCACAGUUCUGGAGGCUGGAAUUCAGAGUUCAGAGUGCCAGCAUAGUCAGGUGAGGGCCCUCUUCCCGGGUUACAGACUUCUUGUCAUAUCUUCACAUGGUAAAGGGGCAAGAGGGUUCUCUUGUGUUUCUUUUAUAAGGGAAUUAAUCUUAUUCAUGAGGGCUCUGCUUUCAUGACCGAAUCACCUCCCAGAGGCCCCACUUCUUAAUACCAUCACAUUGGACUUUAAGCUUUCAGCGUAUGAAUUUUGGGGGGACACAAACUGUCAGAGCAUAGCAGUACCAAAUUUAUGUGUGGCUUAGCAUUGUACCCCAAUGCCCAGAUGUCAAACUUAAAGUUCAUUCUUCUUUAAAAAUUGUUCAUGAACUCCUUGCCUUUCCAUUUUCACAGGUAUAUAUUAUUAGAUCAAGUCUCUAAUUCUGUUCUCCUGGAUAAUUUUGCCAUAGCCUUUUAUUUGGAAUCUUUGAUCCGAGCUUGACUCUAUUCUAAUCCAUCCUGCAUUUGGUUGCCAGAUUUCUAAAGCACAAUUUGACCCUAUCACUCCCUGCUCAAGAACUUUUAAUAGCUCAUUUUCUUCUGCAGUUUUUUGUUCAAGUAUUUAUUUCAUUUUAUUUUCCAAUAGCAGACCCUUUCCUUCUAUUGAAAUCUGUUUUGGACACCUAAAAUGUAAAACCUAAAAUGUAAAACAGAUAAGUGAGGCCACUAAGAUUGAAGUGGACAUGGGAGUGCCUCUGGAUUCCUCUUUUUUGGGGGGUCUCAGAGCUGCCCCCUGUGGAAUGGCGAUGGGUCCCAGAAAGUUUUGAGGAGCAUGUUUUCAAAAAUACUGACCUACCUUAUUCUGUUUCCUUUGCUCUUUUCUCUCAUAUUUUCUCUUUUUCUUUCCCUGAUGAACACUUCAGGAGAUUAUCACAUCUCUUCAAGUUUUGCCUUUUCAAUUUUACAAUUUUAUUUUUUUAAUCUAUUUUGGAAAGAAGCUUUGAAUGAUGAACACCAUAAAUAUUAUUAUAAUCAGAUUUUCAAGUCUGUCUCAAGACCCAAAGUUAAGACACCUUGGUUGGUAUUCAAGUUAAAACUUCCAGCUAUUUUGUUGUUGUUGUUGUUGGGGGGGUGGGGGUUGUGCAGAGUGUAUUUUUAAAGUCUUUUUUUCUAAAAAUUUAUUUCCUCAAUUUCAAAGAUUUGUUCUCUGAUUCAUUAACAAAUAUCAAUUUGAUGCAGGCAUUCAAAACCCACACUUUGAAUAACCCUCAUUUUAUUUAGUCUUUGUCUUUGUUUACUUCCAUUAGCAUUUCUCUUUCUCUCCCUCUUUCCAAAAACCUUCCCAGCACCCACUUCCCCCCAAGCCCCAGCCCCAUGAUGGCAAAUAUUGUUAUAGUCCCCAAGGCAGAGAACUUCUAUUCAGACUGUAAAAGGAAAUGUUGAAAUCCUUAGCUGUCCUGUCAACAGUAGUGGAAUGAAAAGUCGUUGGAUUGUUUUGGCAGUGGUUCUGAAGCAGGCAUAAUUGGCAAAUUAUUGUAACAGUGCUGCCCGAAAAUCCCUAUUUGCCUCAAGAUAGUGGCAUUUGUUGGCAGAAGCAUCUGAAAUGUCCAGCACAUUCUUUUGAGCUACCAUUUAAGGAUCAGCCUGACAAUAGACUUCUUUCUGCACAUUUGUCCUCGUCGUAACCUGGGACAGACUGUUCCGAAGUGACUUUCUAAAGGACAUAGUACAGCACCAACUCUGCAAAAGGUGAGGGGAGGGAGAUGUCUCUUAGCCCUGAGGUCUAGCCUCUAACAAAUAGGAUAAGCGUUUAAUAACACCAAAACUGUUUAACAUGGAGAAGAGUGAACUUAGCGAUGACAGGAGAAUGCUUUUCACAUUUCACAAAGACUGUCUAGUGGGAUAUCCCAUAAACUGAUACGUGGGACCUAGGAAGUAGGUUAUUACUGGGUUAUUACCAGUUAUUACCAUUCCAUGAAAAGAUUCAGGAAUCUGGAAGGCAGUUUAAGAUAAGAAAGAACUUCUUUUAGGUAGGAAUGUCAAAGACGGAAUGGGUUGCUCCUUAGAAGAGGGAGCCUGCCAUCACUUGAUGUGUUCAGUUAGGGACUAGAUUAAGUGGAUAUUGUGAACAAGAUUGAUAGAUGGGUGAUUGAUAUCAUACUUUAAGGCUAGAGACCUUAUUAUGAUCCUCCAAAGAAUUGUUGCUGAUGAUUAGAUAAUUAAAUGUUUUUUUUUUCUUUGUAAAGAAUUGAAUCAUUCAAAUGAGACCCUAGAAAAUUACCUUAACUUUCCUAAGAUUUAAUUUCCUCAUCUGUAAAAUGGAUACAGUGAUACCUUUACUGCCCACUUCAUAAAGAUCUUGUGAGGACUGAAUGAAAUGAGGUUAAAUGAUUAUAUCAAGUAAAACAAAAACAAAAGCAGAAAUAAAACAUUGACUACCUGCCUGUAGAGUGGUAACUUGGAAGCAGAAAGCAAGGCAACAUCCAAGAGAACUAUAUUUAGUUCCCUCUGGGAAAUUUUCCUCGGUCACUAUAGACCUACUGACCAUCAUUCUCCCAUUUGACACAUGAUGUUCUCACUUGGGUUCCUUGUCCAUAAGCUCAACAGGAAAUACAAACCACAAACCAGGGGACCUACUAUAUGGCUGGGCUUUUCAUUCAGACUGUCAUCUGAACUACCAAUAAGGUUUCUGAGAGGCACAUCAUAAGUUUGAUUGGGGAUAGGAUUAUUUACAAGGGGCAUUAAGUAUUGGGCAUAUCAUCAUAAAAAUGUCAUGGUUAGCCAUCUUCUUUAUCUGAUCUUUAUCCCAUUCAGGGAUAUUUUCCCACUAGAAAAUCCCCGAUACGUCUCUUUUCAAAAACUGCUUGAACAUCUUUCUUUUUUUUUUUUUUAAAGAUUUUUAUUUAUUUAUUUGACAGAGAGAGAGAUAGCGAGAGCAGGAACACAAGCAGGGGGAGUGGGAGAGGGAGAAGCAGGCUUCCUGCCGAGCAAGGAGCCCGAUGUGGGACUCGAUCCCAGGACACUGGGAUCAUGACCUGAGCCGAAGGCAGAUGCUUAACGACUGAGCCACCCAGGCGCCCUGCUUGAACAUCUUUAUGGACAGAUUGUUCAAGGUCUCCUGAUACAUUGUGGGUCAUUCUGAUGGUUAGAAUAUUCUCCUUCUUUUGAUUUAGACUCUGUAACAUCCAUCUGCCAUCUCUUUCAGUAAAAAAAAAAAAAAAAAAAAAAAAUUAUUUUGCUGGAGUGGGGUUAGCUUGGGUUUUCUCACCAGGAUGUGGGAUAUUUGGGUACAGAGGCAAGGUUGGUAGAUUCUCUAAUGUUUACAAGAAGGAGAGCUGUCAAGAAAUGCUAAGCCUGACCUUCAAGUGGGCAAUUGGGCCUCUUUGGAGGCCUGAUCUUUGGCCAUUCUCUAAGGCAGAAAAGAGAAGCCAGUUGCUGUGCUUUGGAUCUUUUGCCUUGAGGCCUGUUAUCCUUGUCCCCUUGCAGAAGCAACACUAAGAAAGCUGAUGCACAGAGCCCUGGGGCUAAGGAGGCAUAGAAACCACCCAACCCAAUGCUUUCAUUUCACAGAACAGGAAGCAAAGGCAUUGAAACUGGAAAAAAAAAAAAGUUGCUCAAAAAGCAGAUGGUGAGUUUUUGGUACUGGGGAUUAAACUCUAAAGCUUCCAACUUCCUAUGCCUGGUCCACUGCUCUCUGCAUGUAUCUCUAUUCCCAGAGAAAGGCAUAACAUCUAAAUCAGGGCAUCAUAGUUGCUGGGUUAAAUCUGAGGUGAGGAAACAAUAGGUCUUCGUUGUUUAAGGGGAAUUUCCAGAAAUUACCUGUCUUUUCUUAAAGGCUAAGGUCACUCAUAGAACUCUGAUUUCCUAUCUGAUCGAAAAGCCCAAACAAAGCUGCGGAAGCCGGCAGAGCCAGCAGAUAUUUUGUAAGGCGGCUUUACCUCUGCCUGGCAUUUUGUGGGGCAGGAGAGGGGAGGGCAAAAGUAUUAAAUUUAGGCUUAAAAGCUCCUCAGAAAUUCUUUACACACAAGAGACCAAGUUGGAGAAAAGAAGAUGACUUGUGCCAAGGGGAAGAAAGAGAGACUAAUGCCUGUGGUUUUCAAAGGUUAACAACAAAAAAAAGCCCAAGUAUUUGCACAGAGAUGAAUGCUCAUUGGCUUUUGGCCAGCAAUUAUACAAGGGCUUGUACCCACAUCCUGUACCUGUGGUUUAGGGAUGCUGCUCAUGAGUGACUUCUUAUGCUUAGUGGCAGGAAACUUUAGUCACUGAUGUGUAAACUCACCUUUGGUCUGCACCUCCCACAACGUGCUCCUAAGGCAGUUAGGGGGCCAGGCCUCCAGAUUUCCUUGCUGAUACCAGUUCCUCAGAGGCUAGGGAAGAACUCCUUCUGAGGCCUUGGAAGUGACUGAGACAUGAUCCAUACUUUUCUUAUUCCACUCGAUUGCCUCAACCCCUUAGAAGAAUUCUGUAGCGACAGGACGAAUCAUGGUAUCUUCUGCUAAAUUCUCACUUCAGCCUUAAAACCCAAGACAAAAAAUACGUGAGCUAGAUUUCAUUUCAGGGCUGCAACCAAUGUGAAAUAUGAGAGGCAAAGUCAUGAGGUUGCACCUGAGUCUAGAUCUUGUAUCUGAUGGGCUAUUUGCACUCAGUUUAACACUGAGAUCUUAACAAACAUCUCACAAUUCUCCUCCUGGGUGAAGCCACAUGGAAUUUGCAAGGAAUUGCUCAAAAAAACAGAUGGUGAAUUUUUGGCAAUACCAGGAUUAGAUCCUACAGCUUCCCAUUUCCUGUUCCUGGCCCACUGUUUCUUUCACAUAUCUCUAUUUUCAGGGAAAGGCAUGACAUCUAAAUCAGUGUAUCAUUGUUGAUGGGUUAAAUUGAAGUGAGAAAAAUGAUAGGUCCGAUGUCAUUAACGCUUGUGUUUCUAGGCAGAUAGGAAGGAUCAGAUUGCUACAUUAUGGAUGGGAAAUACGUCAGGAUCAAGUUCUCUGAAACAAACCCCUUGUGUCUCACAUCCUGUCAAUGCCUAUGCCGUGCAUCUCAAGUUCUUCUUCUUUUACAUUCUGCUUACUCUUUAUGGGCUCAUUGAAGCUGAGACUGGAAGGGACCUUAAACGUCACCUGCUUUAGCAUCCUACCAUAUUGCAGCAAUGCCCUCAACCAAAAUAUGCACAGCAGCUGCAGAUCGAGCUUCUGCAAAAACAUUUGCAAGGCAGAGAAUCCCUGGCUUUUCACAGCAGCUAAUUCUACUGCUAAGCAGCUGCAGCAAGGAGAAAGUUUUUCUGAACAUUGUACCCAAAUCUUCCUCUCUAGAAAUUUAUCUAUUUAAUCCUAGAUCUUCCUCUGAAGUUACCCAAAAUAAAUCAAUUUUGUAUUCCAUGUGGUCACACUUCAAAUAAAGGCAGCUAACUGGUAUUCUCCCAAUGAAGUAGUUUGUGUUGUUUUUUUU
This is a messenger RNA of Mirounga angustirostris (Northern elephant seal), 7639 nucleotides long. RefSeq names its product tumor protein p63 regulated 1 (gene TPRG1). Gene Ontology annotation, cellular component: cytoplasm. NCBI's taxonomy places the organism in Eukaryota, Metazoa, Chordata, Mammalia, Carnivora, Phocidae. Bases 648 to 1508 code for a protein of 286 amino acids. The transcript has 6 exons. The record is from RefSeq and is a predicted model, not a curated record.